AUGGAUGGAUAUGAAGACUGUCCAAAUAACUAUGAUGAACGCUAUGAAAAAACAUGUGAUUUAAAUAUGAAACAUCGUUAUAAAUGUUCAAAUAUCAACCAGUGUAUUCCACGAAUAAUGUUAAAUGAUAAUGUGCAACAGUGUUUGGAUGGAGGUUCAGACGAAUAUUCGUACGAAAUAUGCUAUAAUUCAAAUAGUUUGCAAUGUGAAUAUUUACGUUAUGACAAUGCUCUAUCAACAAUAACGAAGAAUAGUAAUAUUGUGUUUCAACAAAUUUGUAACGGCAUGCGUGAUCCGUUUUAUGUAAAUGAAACAGAUGAAACAGAUUGCGAUUUAUGGCCAUGUGUAACAGAAUACACAAUAUGUGAUACAUAUUGGAAUUGUAAAACUGGCAUUGAUGAACUAAACUGUAAUUAUGGUGAAGAGGGUACUUCCGAAUUUUUUUCAGUACAAUAUGCCAAAGGUCAUAAUUGUCCGGAUCAAACACAAUACUGUGUUAAAAUAGAUUAUAAAAAUUAUUCAAGAAUAAAUAAUAUGACUUGCAUAUCGAUUACCGAAGUUAAUAACAAUCAUAUUGAUUGUCUAGGUGCCAGUGAUGAAAGAGAUUAUUGUCGUAGAGCAUAUCCAAAUGAACGUACUUUACGAUACAAAUGUUUGAAUAGUACAAAAUGUAUAAGCCCAACGCAACUCUGUGAUUGUAAGAAAAACUGUGAUCUUGGUGAUGAUGAAACACAUGUUUGUCCUUGGCUCACAUCUUAUAAAUGCGACAGUACGUUUUUUACUUGUAGCAAUGGAUAUCAAUCAAAAAGACAGUAUCAUUGUAAUGGGUGGAAUGAAUGUGGUUGGGAAUUUAACUUAAUUCAUGGUGGAAAUGAUGAAAUAUUUUGUGAUUUGAUUGAAAAACCUAAAUUUAAAUAUUUAUCAAUCAAUAAUUUUGAUGUAUAUCCUGCUAAUGCAUCUUCGUCGUUGUUAAUUAUUACGUCUUAUCAAAAUAAACAACAGAAUUAUUUGCCUGCACAAAAGCAACAGAUUGCUGUGACAGAUGUUAGAAUUGAUGUCAAAAGAUCAUUCUACUGUAAUUAUGGUUUCUUAAUUCGAACAAAUCAAAACGAAUUAAAAUGUUUAUGUUCACCAAACUACUAUGCAACAGAUCUUGGUGGCAAUAAUAUAUACAAAAUACUUGUAACAUUAAUUGACAAUGAAACAGAUGUCAUUGUAUCGUAUGAACAAUUAACAUUUAUACCGAUACGAAAUUGUAUGCAAAAGUAUGUUUUUUAUCUAUUAUCAAAAGUAAUUAACAGAAAUUAUUAUGUACGAAUCCAUGCGUAUGAUUUGUAUCGAAAUCAAAUUGAAUACCGAGCAUCAUGGUACUACGAUAUCAAAUUUAAUUUUUUACCUGUAAAUCGAUUGACAAUAAAAGUAUACAUCCCGGUUAAACCUUCUAUUAGUCUUUUAUGCACACAAUGUAAUAAACAUGGCCAAUGUAAACAAUAUGUCAAUAAUAAUCAAUCAAUAUUCUGUUUGUGUGAUCCAGGUUGGACCGGUAAAUAUUGUGAUAUAAAAUAUAAAUGUAAAUGUUCGAUUGAAUCAUUAUGUAUUAAUAACGAAAUAUGUAUUUGUCCGGAAAAUAAAAUGGGCUCAUUAUGUUAUAUUCCGUAUUCAGUAUGUAAAAAGAAGGAAAAUAUUUGUGCACAUAAUGGCACUUGUUUAGCUUAUGAUUCUCGAUUUAACUUAGCUGAAUCAACUAUUUGUUCAUGUCCAGUAGGUUAUAGUGGUAAAAGUUGUCAUAUUGCAAAUAUAAAAGUUGAUAUAUCAUUUGGAGAAAUUACAAAUAUACCAUCUGUUAUAUUAAUACAUUCUAUUCAUACACAUCAUGUUAAAGAUCCUACUCGUAAAACAUAUUUUCAACGAAUAUCAUCACUUUAUCAGCGAACAUUUUCUGUAUAUUAUUCGCCAGACAAUUUCCCAAAACUUAUCUAUACUCAACUUGGCAAUGAAUAUUAUCUAGCUGCAUUGCUUACAAAAGCCAUUCAAAUACAUACGUUACUUUCUACCACAAUUAUAUCGUCUAAUCAAUGUUUUCAUGUCGAGCGAUUAUUAAAUUCUAAAAUUAUGUUGUUAGACAGAAUAAAUCGAGUUAAAUUUUAUCAUCAGAUCUGUAUACAAAAUUUAACAAAAUUAUGUUUUUAUGAUGAAACAUUCAUGUGUUUAUGUACAAAUGAUCGACAAGCUGAUUGUUUUACAUUCAACCAUAAUGUAUAUGGAUGUGAAAAUAGUGAUAAUUAUUGUGAAAAUAAUGGUCGAUGUAUACAAAAUGAAGAUUUUUGUCCAACAAAUUCAUUAUGUAUCUGUUCCGAAUGUUAUUACGGUGGUCUAUGUCAAUUUUCAACUACAGGCUAUGAUUUAACAUUAGAUGGAAUUAUUGGCUUACAUAUUCAACGUGAUGUCAGCAUACAGGAGCAAGCACCGUAA
This is a messenger RNA of Didymodactylos carnosus, 2472 nucleotides long. The record is from the annotation of a GenBank genome assembly. Lineage: Eukaryota; Metazoa; Rotifera; Eurotatoria; Philodinida; Philodinidae.